Molecule: messenger RNA, 631 nt
Organism: Paramecium sonneborni
Lineage: Eukaryota; Ciliophora; Oligohymenophorea; Peniculida; Parameciidae
Source: the annotation of a GenBank genome assembly
AUUUUGUAUUAAUAUAAAUAAAAUGUUUUAAGCAGAAAAAGGUGCCAAUGCCAUUCCUGGAUAUACAGGGUAAAAUAUUGUUUAUUAAUUACAUUUAGUUUCAUACCAAGUCAAGAUUACGAUUAAGAUUUAUUAUAAAUUUAAGGUAACAGAAAUCAUAUUCCAAGUAUAUUAUGUUAUUCAUACUUUCAGAUUAUGCAGGAUUUGUUCCAGGAAUCAAAUCAGAAAACCUAUUUGGAAAAACAUUCGGAAAGAUUACUUUACUUUCUAGUACUCAUGAACAUCAUCGAGGGUAUAAUCUCAAUUUAUAAUUUCAGAUCUGAUUUACCUGCUGAUAUUAGGUACAAAAGUGAAAUCAAAGAAGCCUAUUGUGAUCAAAGAGAUUAACGUGGAAGAGAUAUUAAUCUAUAUGGUAAAUUAGAUUCAGAAACAUCGGUAACUGUUAUCUUAACUAUUUUUAUUAGAAAGCACUUGCUUAUACUCUAUCCAAUCUGACACACUUUGAAUAAACUAAUAAUCUUCCAAAAAGAUGUAAUUAUCCAUUCCAUUAUCAAAGGUGACUCCAAAGAUAGAUAGAGUACUCUAACUUAUGAAGAAGCUUUGCAAAAAUUAAAAUGAUUAUUAAUAUUCG